AUGCUGACCAGCCGCCAUUUCAACAUACUGUUACUCCAGGGAUUUGCACUUGUUGCUGCCCAGGACUACUCAGUGAGAGUUUGGAGUGUCUUUGCGUACACUCUAUACGGAGAUAGUACGCCCAGUGCUUUGGCCGAAAAGCAACCAAUGGGUCUGUCGGAAUAUGGUGCAAGCCAGCUGGCCAACGUGGGAUCGAGUUUCCGUGAUCGCUAUGUUUCCUCAGCAGGAAGCAGCAAUGCCACCGCGACGACUAUUCAAUACAUUGCACCAACCAUCUUGGAUUCAAAAGAUGUGGAUGUAUUGACAACCACCGACCAAUGGGUCAUCGCAUCCGCCCAGGCGUUUAUGCUGGGUCUGUAUCCACCCCUGGGCCAACUGAACAUGAAUUCCACCGAGUCAAUAGCCGAUGGGAUUGAUUAUACUGCCCCAUUAGAUGGCUACCAGUUCCCUUCGAUUGUUACCUUGGGAGAUGGAGACCCCUCUUCUGUCCUAGUUGCUGGACAAGCUAAAUGUGAUAUGUAUCAAGCCGCAACAUCAGAGUAUCAGAAUAGCGAAGAUGCAGGACGAAUUAUAUCGAAGACCAAGGCAUUCUACACGCGACUCUGGAAUCAAGACCUGUUGGGAGCCUUCGACGACGAAUCAUCAGCCACUUACUCGAAUGCUGUUGCCAUUGCUGACUAUCUGGAGUACGAAGUCUUGCAUAAUAGCACCGCGCAGCAGCUUAUCAGUGAUGAUGAGUUGAAACAAGCGCGGUGGCUGGCAGGACUCUAUACAUACUCAACAAACAGACAAAGUGACUCUUCGAGCGAAUCAACUAUUGGUGAAAUCUUCCCCAUAGGAGGUCAAACAUUAGCCACAGCCAUUCUGGAGGCGUUCAGUAUGAAUAUUGAGAGCUUUGGUACCCAAAAGAAGAUGACACUAUUGUUUGGUGACGAUGAACCCGCUGUGGCUCUAGCCUCCUUGAUGGGCUUGGCCUCGAAGCAACAGUCUAAUUUCUUUUCUCGUCCAGUCAGAGGAGCUUCGUUGAUCUUUGAACUUUACAGUUUUGAGUAUGAUGAUGAUGAACUUGUGGCAUCCUACCCUGAAAGCAGCAAUUUGUACGUGAGAUUUUUCUUACACAACGGAACGGAUUCUUCCACGGAGUUUUCGUCUUACUCCUUUUUUGGCUACGGACCAAGCCACACAGGAGUUCCUUACAGCGAGUUCCAGACCGAUAUAGAGACUUUUGCAGUUCAAUCAACCGAGGAAUGGUGUCUGAUGUGCAACUCGGACUCCAUCUUCUGCAAAGGAUCUCUAGGUGAUGACGGAUCCACAUCCAAGAAAAGAAAAGGAAUGACACCAGCUGUCGCUGGCGUUAUUGGGGCCAUCGUUGCAUUGGCUUUUAUUGGAGUGUUAACGAUUGUUGGUCUUUGUCUAUGUCGUCGGUAUAAGGGAGGAGAAAUUAAGUCAAGCAAGCCAAGUGCUGGAGGGUUUAAGGGACCUACAAAGCUUGGAAGUGAUACAGAUGUGUCAUUCAGAAACCCUAUCUGGGAGGCGAAUAAAACCGCCGACAUGGAGCAGGAUGAUGGCAUAUCCUCGAGUGGGAUCGUUGCCCGCGGACAUGAGCGCCUAGGUAGUUGGGAGAUGGGACAGCAAAGGAAGGAGAACACCCUCGCUGGGGAUAGUCAUCGUCAGAUAUCGUCGGCGUUGGAUGAGCCUGAGGAAGAGUGUUGGAUUAAUUCAGGCCUCAAACCUGCAAAAGUUCGAGAGAGUGUGUAA
Penicillium taxi is the source of this 1758-nucleotide messenger RNA. RefSeq lists its product as uncharacterized. NCBI's taxonomy places the organism in Eukaryota, Fungi, Ascomycota, Eurotiomycetes, Eurotiales, Aspergillaceae. Gene Ontology annotation, molecular function: phosphatase activity. The record is from RefSeq and is a predicted model, not a curated record. Gene Ontology annotation, biological process: dephosphorylation. The coding region runs from base 1 to 1758 and encodes 585 amino acids. The transcript has a single exon.